Messenger RNA from Paralichthys olivaceus (Japanese flounder), 637 nucleotides. RefSeq names its product cystatin-B-like. Gene Ontology annotation, molecular function: cysteine-type endopeptidase inhibitor activity. Lineage: Eukaryota; Metazoa; Chordata; Actinopteri; Pleuronectiformes; Paralichthyidae. The record is from RefSeq and is a predicted model, not a curated record. Gene Ontology annotation, cellular component: cytosol.
CUCUCCCCUGCAGGUCGGUGGUACGCUCCAGACCGUCACAUGAUCACGGACUCACGCUGACUCAUUGAAGGAAACAAAACGAGUUCCUCGUUUGUUGUUCGUGAUUUUAGCUUCGAUCGAGUGUCACGAAGAUGUUGUGCGGUGGAACCUCCCAGCCUGUGGACGCAGAUGAGCAGAUCCAGAAGAUCUGUGACAGCAUGAAGCCCCAUGCUGAAGCACAAGCCGGGAAGACCUUCGACGUGUUCGUAGCCAAGACGUACAAGACUCAGUGUGUGUCCGGGACCAACUACUUCAUUAAGGUCCAUGUGGGAGGAGAUGAACAUGUUCACCUGCGCGUUUACAAAAAACUGCCAUGUAAUGGAGAAACCUUGGAGCUGAGUAAGAUGCUGCAAGACAAACGCCAUCAUGAUCCUCUUGAGUAUUUCUAAAAAGGGGCCACAAACCAAACAAAGCAUCCUAUCAGGCUGUAAUCUCAUUUCAAUCAAAUAGUCUCACAUUCCCCCGGCUCUGUAUGUUAAACAAUGUUACCCAACAUGUAAUAAUAUACUGUCUUCUACUAGUGAAGCUCAUGAUGUUAGGAGAAUGUCAACUAUUUUUGUAUGCCUUGAAUUAAUAAAAGAUGAUUGAAUAACUCUGA